UCCGCCUUUGCUCAAUUCUAUCUCUCGCCCCGCUGCUCUCCCCCCCACCCCCCCCUACCCCCGCCCCCCGCGCCUUUCUUUUUCUUUCUUCCUCUCUCUAGAAUCUCAGAGCUUCCGUUGGCCAUUGUGAAUAAGCUCUGGUCUUCGUUGCAGGGUUGGAGUGUGAGGACAGGAGUUUUGGAGUGGGAAAUGGCCGGGAUUUCUAGUGAAGAGUCCGGUGCAGGAAGGUCUACGGAGGGGAUUUCAAGUGGGCAGCGUUGUCUCUCUGGGGAAGCCUUAGCAGAAUGGCGGUCCUCUGAGCAGGUGGAAAAUGGAACCCCAUCUACUUCGCCCCCUUAUUGGGACUCUGAUGACGACGAUGAUGGUGGGCCAAAGCCGUCUGAAUUAUAUGGAAAGUUCACGUGGAAGAUAGAGAAAUUUUCUCAAAUUAACAAAAGGGAACUUCGCAGUAAUGCUUUUGAGGUUGGCGGCUACAAGUGGUACAUCUUGAUCUAUCCCCAGGGUUGUGAUGUUUGCAAUCAUCUCUCUUUGUUUCUUUGUGUAGCUAAUCAUGACAAACUUCUUCCAGGUUGGAGCCAUUUUGCUCAGUUUACUAUAGCUGUGGUAAAUAAAGAUCCUAAGAAAUCGAAAUAUUCUGAUACAUUACAUCGCUUUUGGAAGAAAGAGCAUGACUGGGGAUGGAAAAAAUUCAUGGAGCAGUCAAAAGUAUUAGAUGGGUUUAUUGAUGCUGACACUCUUAUAAUAAAGGCGCAAGUCCAAGUCAUCAGGGAGAAAGCAGACCGGCCCUUUCGCUGCCUUGAUUGUCAAUAUAGGAGAGAGCUUGUUAGGGUAUACUUGACAAAUGUAGAGCAAAUUUGCCGUCGUUUUGUCGAAGAGAGAAGAAGCAAACUCGGAAAAUUGAUAGAGGAUAAAGCUAGAUGGUCAAGCUUCUGCUCCUUCUGGGUGGGAAUUGAACAAAAUGCCAGGCGCCGUAUGUCCAGGGAGAAGAUGGAUGCAGUCCUGAAAGUAGUCGUUAAGCACUUUUUUAUUGAGAAAGAAGUCACAUCUACAUUGGUAAUGGACUCAUUGUAUAGUGGUUUAAAGGCUCUUGAAGGUCAAACCAAGUCCAAGAAAAGUAAGGUGAAACUAUUGGAUGCUGAAGAAAUGCCCGCACCAAUUGUUCAUGUAGAGAAAGAUAUGUUUGUAUUGGUGGAUGAUGUUCUGAUGCUACUUGAGAGGGCUGCCUUGGAACCAUUACCUCCAAAAGAUGAGAAGGGUCCUCAAAAUCGUACAAAAGAUGGAAAUUCUGGAGAGGACUUCAACAAAGAUUCUGUUGAGCGGGAUGAAAGACGUCUUACGGAAUUGGGUCGUAGGACUGUAGAAAUAUUUGUCCUUGCUCAUAUUUUCAGCAAUAAAAUUGAAGUUGCCUAUCAUGAAUCUGUUGCAUUGAAGAGGCAAGAGGAACUCAUCCGUGAGGAAGAAGCAGCAUGGCAGGCUGAAAGUGAGCAGAAGGCAAAGCGAGGAGCUACUGAAAAGGAAAAGAAGUCCAAGAAAAAACAGGCUAAACAGAGAAAGAACAACCGGAAGGGUAAGGACAAAGGGAGGGAGGAAAGGCCCGAUGUAGAAGCACAAGAGAAACAAGAAGAAGAUGCGGUCAAUACACCCAAAACCACACCUGUAACCCAAAUCAAUUUAAGAGGUUUUUUAAAGCCGCCACCUACUGAAGAAAUGAUAGACUACACACCGGAUGAAGAAGAACCUGUACUCGAAAAGCUGGAUACAGUGGAAGAUGUAUCUGACAUGUCUGAUUCAGUGGAUGGUGUUGCUGAAGCACCUCCGCUUGAUUCUGAAGACAGAGAUGCUAGUCCAAUAAAUUGGGAUACUGACACAUCAGAAGUCCAUCCUCCCACAGAAGCCAGUAGCAGUGGUAUUAGUGGACUGUCAUCUGUGCAAAAUGGGGUAUCUGAAAGAAAGAGCCCAUCUAUGAUGGACGAUAGUUCCUCAACUUGUUCUACAGAUUCUGUCCCAUCAGUGGUAAUGAAUGGGCCAUAUAAGGGGAACUCAUUUUCUAGCUACAAAAACCAGAAAUCACCUAGCAGGGGGAAACACCAACGCACUAAGGCAACAAGUGAUGGGAAUAGUUGGCCAAAUGAGACGGAUAGUCAGCCUUCUGCGCCUGUAGCGGAUGCAGGUUAUCAGAAUGAUGUUUCUAGAAGUAGUAGUAAGGCGGGUGAAUCUGAGUCAGAGCCUGCUGCUCACUCAUUGCAGGAUCGGAAUAAAUGGCUGGAGCAGCAUGUUGUUAAGGAGGAAGAAGUUGUAUCCCUGCAGAAAAAAUUGAGUAUCAAAGAUGAGGUUGAUCUAGAAAGGCCUUUGAAAGACAAGACACCAGCAGUAACAUCCUCUCCUGGAAGCCCUCCUAAAGAUGUGCCCCUGAAUGGUCAGCCGAAGUCAGAGAGCCAGAGUAGUCCGGUUGUAGAAUCUAGUCCACUCAGAAAAGGAUCCUCCAGUGGAGCUCAACAGACUGAGAGAGUGGUACCUUUGACAACUUCACCGCAGAAUAAUGGCAUGUCCAAACCUCAAAAUCAGAAUGCUACAACUCCAACGCCAGCUGAAAAAGCCAUGGCACAUCAAAUGCCUGUGAUGUCUAGGCCUUCCAGUGCUCCUCUUGUUCCUGGUCUGAGGCCUACUUCUACUGUUGUGCCUACAGUUCAAGCUCAAACUGCUCCUCAGCUUGCCCGUUCAGUAAGUGCAGCUGGCCGGUUGGGUCCUGACCCAUCACCAGCAACUCAUAGUUAUGCUCCCCAGUCCUAUAGAAACGCCAUACUGGGUAACCAUGUUGCUUCAGGUUCAACUGGUCUCACACAUACUAACUCUCCAAGUUCAGGCGUGAGCCCAUCCCCAGUAUACUCUCACUCGCUGGCCUUGGUAUCUGCCCCAAUGUUCUUACCUAAGAGCUCUGAAAUGAUGGACCCAAGCACACUUAAGUCAGGCUUCCCAUUUGGAAUGGUAACUCGGGAUGUGUUGCAUAAUGGACCCCAGUGGAUGGAUAGUUCUCAAAGGGAAUCGAGCAAAGGCAUGAACUAUGAUCCUUCCUCCCUACUUAAUGUUCAAAAUUUUGACUACUUCCAUCCUUUACAAGGUUGGCAAAGGGAACACUUGGCCACUGAGUUCCCAGCCUGUACAUCCGGGCGCCAUACCCAAGGUGUAUCGGCUGAUGAGUUCCCACACCUUGACAUCAUCAAUGAUCUGCUUGAUGAUGAACAUGGCUUUGGUGCAGCUAGAGGAAGCCCUGUAUUCCACUCCUUGGGUAACGGGCCAGGCCACUUAAGUCGGCAAUUUUCUUACCCUGGUGAUUUGGGCAUAUCUAACGACAUGGGUUCUGCAACCAGCUCUUGUAGGUUUGAGAGAACACGGAGUUACCAAGAUGACGGGUUCCAGAGGGGCUACACAUUAGGGGGCCACUUCGAACCACUUAGGGAAUUUACUCCGCAAGCUGGUCCGCUGCCUUAUGUGAAUGGGCAGAUUGAUGGGUUAGUUCCUAACCAGUGGGCAAUGGCUGGUUCUGAUCUAUCGCAGCUUGGCAUGAGGAACACAGAACCUGAUGGUUACCCAUACUACAAUCCAGAAUAUUCGAAUAUGGCAUGUGGGGUGAAUGGUUACACUGUAUUCCGGCCUGCUAACGGUCAGUGAAGAGAAUGAACGUACGACGGAGCCUGCCCACAAAUUAGCGGGUCACUGUCCGUUGUAAUAAUGUAUUCGAGGAAAUUGCUGGGUCAUUACAUUUGGAGUGAGGGUGUAAUCUUUUUCAUAAGAAAACAUUUGUAAAGUGUUUCUUCUACCCUUUUCUUAAGCUAGAAAUGAAGGUUUGAUUUAUCC
Messenger RNA from Pyrus x bretschneideri (Chinese white pear), 3855 nucleotides. RefSeq names its product TNF receptor-associated factor homolog 1a-like. Gene Ontology annotation, molecular function: protein binding. The record is from RefSeq and is a predicted model, not a curated record. The transcript is spliced from 13 exons. NCBI's taxonomy places the organism in Eukaryota, Viridiplantae, Streptophyta, Magnoliopsida, Rosales, Rosaceae. The coding region runs from base 190 to 3669 and encodes 1159 amino acids.